This is a messenger RNA of Entrophospora sp. SA101, 157 nucleotides long. The record is from the annotation of a GenBank genome assembly. Lineage: Eukaryota; Fungi; Glomeromycota; Glomeromycetes; Entrophosporales; Entrophosporaceae.
GCGAGCAUAUGGUGAUGGAGAUGUAUAUGCUUGUGGUGAAGAUGAAUAUGUUUGUUGUGGUGGAGAUGAAUAUGUUUGUUGUGGCGGCGGGGAUGAAUAUGUUUGUCGCAGUGGCGGAGAUGAAUAUGUUUGUCGCAGUUUUGAAAUUGUUUUUUGA